This is a messenger RNA of Closterium sp. Naga37s-1, 1188 nucleotides long. The record is from the annotation of a GenBank genome assembly. Lineage: Eukaryota; Viridiplantae; Streptophyta; Zygnematophyceae; Desmidiales; Closteriaceae.
AUGGCAGAGGCGAGCGACGUCGCAGGGGUGUCUCAGGCGACGAGUGAGGGGAGUCGCAUGAAGGUGCUCUUCGUCGAGAUGGGUGUGGGAUACGACCAGCACGGGCAGAAUGUCACUAAGGCAGCGAUAAAGGCGUGUCGAAACGCCAUCACGUCCAACUCCAUCCCCGCCUUCCGCACAGGUGCCAUCCCAGGUGUAUCGUGGCAGCAGAUGAAGCUUCAGUACCCUCCUCCCCACCCCCUCUCCCCGUCCCCCCCUUCCCCCUCUUCCCCUCCUCCCCUCCUCCUCCCCCCACUACCCCCCAUCCGCCUCCACCUCCUCGUGCUCCUCAAACCGUUUAACUCACUCUCUCCUUCCUUCUCUCCAUUUCUUUCUCCACCACUCUUCCCUCCCUACUCUCCACGCACGUCCACUGAUGCUGAUACACAUGUUCUGAACCUUCACGCACUAAUCAAGCACGUUGGCAUGUGUGCUGGCAGUGGUGAAAUCAUUGGCGUGGAAGUGGUUGAUGGUGGCCUCAUCUGUUCAAGUGGGGUGGCGCUAGAGGCACUUGCUAGCUCCGCAGCACUACGAGCGCGCAGCCUUCAGGCUACCCAUCGCCGCGCUCUCGCCAACCCGUCCCUCGUCGCCGUGCGUCUCCCAGCACACAGAGGAUCCACAUCCCUCUCCACACCUGCCAACCGUACCGCACCCACGCGUCUAGCCAUCCGCGCGGACUCCGCAAGUCCCUCCACGCCCGAGCCUGCCACCUCUCCCGCACCUCCCGCCAGCCCCGGGUUCGGGCUCGGAGGUCCGGGCACGUGGUUCGGAUUCGGAUCGCUGCAGGAGCUCAGCGUGGGUCGUCUCGCUAUGGUCGGCUUCGCAAGCGCGCUGACGAUGGAAGUCAUCACAGGCAAGGGCGUGUUCGGUCAACUCGGGAUCGACCCCCUCGCGAUCCGCUUCCCGUUCCUCGCGGGACUCACGUUUCUGCUUCUAGGAGGGCUCCUGGGCGGCUGGGUGGUGAUUAACAACCCGCCGGAUGUUUCUAAGGCGCCGCCGAAUGCGGGCGCGGGCGUGCCGCGCGACCCGUUCAGCAAAAGCGCGCUCGACCCGCUGUUGACGUACACGCGCGGGGUGGAGGUGGAGGGGGAUGACGGCAAACCCGUGGUUCUCCCCAUCGCUUCUGACCUGAAGCCACUUGAUAAAUAA